AUGUCUCCUCCGCUCGUUUCCGGGUUUUUUGUUUUUUUCCCCCUUCGUAUCCUAGCAACGCUCCUUGGAUACGAGCAGGCGGGAGCGCGCUCUCGGCCGCGGCCUCACAACAACAGCAGCAGCAGCAGCAUGGCGCUCCCUCAGAGGGAGGCGCUGACUCCUCAAUUGCCAGCAGAUGAAGAUAUGACUGUUGGACAAACAUCCUUAAAUCAACUGGGAGCUCAAAGUCACAGAUAUGCCAGUCAGGACCAGAUGCAGCCCAGGUUGGAAACAGAUGGCUGGGAGCUUCAACAGCCAUGGGGGCGUUCUUUUCAGCCAGGAUUUCAGGACAGUAACCUGUCUCCAGCCCUUUCACUGUUGCCUUCAAACUCCGGAGUGGAACACAACUUCACCGAAUAUUCUUUAUUCCGACAAAGUGACAAUGAAUUUGCCCCUUUAAGGGCGUACCCUGACAUUUCCGUGGCAUCCGAGAGAUUUCACCUUCCACUCCAGGAUCGCACCACUCAGGCCUCUGAGCGUGGUUCACUGUCCCAGCACCCUUUGGCCCAGGAGACCAUCCUGUCUGAAGGAGUGAGCAGCUGCUGCUCUCUUUCCCAGCACAGCUUGUCACUAACAGACGAAGGCAGACGAGAGGAAAUUGUUCACUCCCCACCGAUUUCCACCACUGACGGACAGGGGGUACCAUCCAGAGAUGAUGCCAGUAACAGGAAGAAGGACUUAGAGAUGCUACCUGACCCUCUAUAUAAGCCAGUAGGAGAGACUGCUGAAGAUGAGACAUUCUUUCUGAGUAAGGAUAUUCCUGCCCAGCAUCUUCUGGCGCUCCUUCAGAAAGAUAUUGGCAUGCCAAGCAACAGUAGUAGUAGUAGUGCUAUUUCCUCUGCCUCAGAGACCUCUGUGAAGGCCGCUGGAUCUUAUGCCGAAGAAUCUAAAAGCACUAACAUUUGUGAACCAGCCACUGACCAAAGCAUGGUUAGAAGAGAGGGUCCUCCGGGUGAAGCUUCUCUUCCUCAGCGGCAGACUCAACAACCUGACAAAGCUUUAUUCCCUGACCAAUCACAAACCUUGUCGUCGGAGGUCUGUAACAUCACCAUGGGGUCCCGUAGCACUCAACCUGAUGACAGUAGUGACGUGUUACACAGAGAGCUGCUGUCUGAGGUAGAGAGGUGCAGCAGACGUGAUGCUGGAUCUAAAAAACAGCAGCGGGACAGUCCUACAUCGCCCGGUCAAUUCUUCACACCUUAUCCCACAGGGACGUCUGAAGGCAAGCCGGGUGUUACCAGAACAAACCUGGGUGGCCUGCAAUGGACAGGAGCGUUUUCAGCAGGAGUCGAACGGGGUCACAGAGAGGAAGACCUCUUGUUCACAGGGAACCAAACCGGGAUUGAUGGGUCCUACCUGGGUUGCCUUCCACAGUCUCAGUCCACUCCGGGAGUUUUUAAGGCUCCAACUAAAUCUAGUGUCAAGGCUAAAUUAGGGCGACUCUCUGCCAUAGAUUCUAAUAAAGAGAACUCCUAUCAGUCAAACACAGGGACCUCUCCACAGCCAGAUGUUCCUGUGGCUGAUGUCCGUCCCGCAGACACAGCAAAUAUGAGCCAAGAGGAAGCUACCUCUGCAAAAGUCCAGUCUCUCCCAAGUCUCAACUAUAUGCAGAAAGUAGACGCUUGGAGGGCAAACCAGAGUUCAGGCACGACGUCACUAUUUGAUAGCUUGGCACUACAAGGGUUCUCCGGCAUCUCUCCUAAAAAGAAAGCUUACGAUGCAGUAUCGGACCCUUUGAAUUGCAUCCUGACUCAGCAGGUGAGGAGUUUACAACAGCCUGCUGUUUCAAGUGCUGCCAAUCAGAAUGUGACGCAGAGCUCCUCCACAGCUCCCUCUGGCUCUCUGACAAAAAGAGGGGAGGCGGUGGGCAGGGCUCCAAGUGACAAAGAUAACACGGGGUCUGCAACAAGACCCUCUGCCUCACCCUUUGGCAGGUCGCAGUCCCACUCUUCUCUUAGCACCAUUGUCAUGUCGGCCCAGAAGGAGGAGCAGAAAAAAAGAUUUGCAGAAGAAGAGAGCAGUCAGAUUCAGGUUGAUGUCCAUCAUCAACCAAACGCCACAGACCAACCUCAACCUCGCAUGAGCCUCGGUCAUUUUAGCGAUGUGUCACUUGAUCAAGAUUUGACACUCUCACGUUCCCAAGAUAGUCACAACAGUGGAAUUAAAUUAGGAACUUCCCAUGGAGCGUCUUCUGUUGUCAGCCUGGAGGUCGAUAACUACGCGCCGCACUGGACCUCGAAACUAUCAACGCCACCUCCUCCGCUCAACAUUGAAGAGCGAAUACCGUUGUAUCUGCAUAACCUGGGUAUCGACCAGUCUCCAUCAAAGAUUUUAACUCCAUUCACAACCAGAGGGCCAAUCAGAGAGCCGGAAUUCUCUCCCACUGAUCUCUGUACAAUUAAAGGAUCUGUUGGAACACCAACCAAGAGCACCCAAACCUCUGAAGGUGGCAGUCCCCAUAAAGGAGAGUUUUCAAGGUCCAGCGCUCUGUCAGUGGACUCCAGUACAUCCAUAACGUUGAGCCUGGACAGUCUUGGUCUGGGUGUAUCUAUCCCAGAGUGGCCUAGGAAGGCUUCUCCUUCUUCAGAUACAGAAUCCAUCCAGAGCGAACGCAGACUGGCACCUCCCUCCCUCCCUGAUGAAGACUCUUAUCCUGCCACCCAGCAGCAGCACAUUGACAGCAGCUUAACCAGCAGCCAGAACACCAUCCAGCGAGACUGGGAGUCUCCGCUGCGAAGGAGCCUUAGUUUGGAGCAAAGUGCAGAACUUUCUACAGUUAGCUCGGCGGCCUUGUUGGAGAUCCGUAAACUCCUCUCUCAGACGGAGAACGUGUUCUCUGCUGGGUCUUCGGAGGCUUCCUCGUUCUCCCCUGCAGCGCCCCGACUGCUCUCUGAUGAUGACAUCUUCCUCUCACUCAGGAAGAAAACCAGCCGGCUCCAUUACUCCUCAUUCUCCUCCUCAUCUGCCAAUGAGGAUCCCAGAACUCGACCCUCUCUGCUGUGGACCAGGUCCUCCUCAGACUCCAUGCUGACCUCAGAUAAACUGAGAGAAGGCUCCAUUGGUCAAGAGAGAAUGACUUCAUCGUGGCAACCUGAUAAUUCAUCCACACAAGCUUUUGUUCCUGAACCGGCUGCAGUUGCAUACAGAAGACCACAAGAUGGCACCGUUGGUAGAGGUGCAGGGCCGUCCAUUGUCCUCUCCCAAUCAGCCCGGCGGGCAGAGCCUGAAGGCUGCAGUGCUGCUCCCCCUGACAACACAGUCCCACCACAGCCACCAGUCAUCACGCUUUCACCAGCGUUGAGCACACACCAGCUCACAUCUACUCCUGCAGACACAGCGGGCGUCACAGAGGAGGAAAAACAGACGGCUCUGGAUGGUCCUGUACAGAGCAGCCCCUCCUCGCCCAACUCUGAGGACACUGAUCAGGGCGUGAUGAGCGAUGGGAGCAGUGAGAGCUCGCUGGCAGUCAGAGUGGUCAAGUUAUUGCAGAGUGAAUCUCCGGCCACAAUGGUGUCCAGUACACCCAGUAUCACUGACCAAGAUGAGAGCAAAGCCAGAGAGUGGAUUAAGCUGAAGGUAUCAGAACAGCAGUGUGAGCCUCUGGAGCUGGACAAAGAAGACAGAAAGAGGAUCGAAGAGAUCAAGAGAGAGCUGCUGUUAAAAAACCCUAUAAAGAGUCUUGGGAGCACAGAUACAGAGAGCAGUGCAGCCUCCAGUGUUAGAGUCCUAAAUUGGCAGGAACCCCCUCAGCAAGCAGAUAAACUCCCUCCCCUCGGUGACGCCAACAACCAGCCGACCCAGACGCUGCAGAGCCUCCCCAUAGAUCUCACUAACUCCAGCGUGCAGCUACAAAACCCUCUUCACCCAGAUCUAGAGGCUCAGAUACGUGAGAUCGCUGCCAGAGAAGGGGUAACCCUCCCUAGGACAAACCCUCACGCUCUCACAUCUAUCACCAUUGCCACCCGCAAGCGCUCUCCCUCUCCCUCUCCCUCCACGUCGUCUGCGCCUCCCCUCAGUCCAGCACCAGAGCUGCUCCACCUGACCGAGCUCUCCACUGUCGAACACCCUAAAGAUAAAAGCGUGCUUCCCCCUUCCAUGGAGGAAGAAGAGGAUGAGGCAGCCAGGAAGCCAUCAUUGGUCUCUGAACCAAGCAAUAACCUGACUCCUCUGUCAGCACCAGGGAAUCAGAAGAGACAAGACACUGUAGGAGGCCAGUUGGAGGGACCUCCUCCACCCUCACUGGGUUUAUGUAGAGAGGACGUGAUCGCUGGAAUCGUCAACAGACAAUCUUCCCGGCAAGAUGACGAGUUAUCCGUCCAGGACAGCUCUGUUUCUGGUGUCAGUCAUGAAGCUGAACAGGCAACCGGUUCAUCCACACCUGAACCCGCAGCCAGGACGGGUCAUAUCUCACGCGUCCUUCUCACUCUGUCCCCCAAAACCACUGAUCACAGCUCGGCCACCGUUGUCCAGUCCAGUCAUGUUACUCACGCCGUUAAAGAGCUGCCACAUAAAGAAUUUGUCCCCCUCAGACACUCCUCUUCUGCUGCCACCAGUCCGGACGAAGGUGUCGGUUUGUCCAGUCCACCAGAGUGGUACGACGGCAGAGAGCCAGUAAGACAGCGGGUGCCUGAAAGAGCAGAGACAUCCACCCUGUUCAAAACCGCUGUGCCUCAGGGGCGGAUGACCUCGACAUCUACACAAGCCUUUACACCGUGUCACAGAGUGUCACCAAGACCUUCCACUACUGAAACACCAGCAGUGCCGGUUCUGUUACCUUAUAAACCCCGUGGCAGUGAGGAGCUUUUCUACAUCCCCCAAACAGAAGCCGACGUCUCCUCCACCAACCCUUCUGACACCACCAUGGAGAGCUCUCACACAGGCUCAGACGACGCUGUGCCCCCCCGCUUCAGCAGCGAGGUCCUCGGGCACCGAGACGCUGGGUUGGACCGCGGAGUCUCCAUCCGACACUCAGAGGGAAUCUACAGCAAGAGGCUGAAAACAGCCACCUUCAAAAUGAACGAGCCGGGACACAGAGGUGCCUCUGUCUCAACAGAUGUAGCCUCACAAACUGGGUCUCGAGCUCCUAAACCGUCUCCUCGGGUAUCAGUUGCCUUCACCAGAGCGCCUUUAUCGAGCAACAUGGAAGCCUCCAAGAGAGACCAGGGGACCAGUCCGCUGGCGUUCACCAGUUAUGAUCAACCAGAGCGAAGCCGUGUGAGGUUUCAGCCAGUUCAUGAGGACUACGAGGAGGGCCAUAAUCUGGAGCAAAGAUCUGACCUCCAGCCAGGAGGGGAGCGAGACCAGGAGAGGAGAGACUCUCACCUCCCUCACCCUUCUACCCGGCAGAGCAGCAGCACUCUGGACCAGCUGUGGGAGAGGUUCUGUGACCGGUGGAGCCUGGAGGAGUCCCGACUAGCCAGCAACAGAGAGGCACCACUGCUGGAGCGACUAGAACGCCUGUCCCGUCUCAUUCAUAGCACAAGAGCAACGAACAUGCCGGAACUACAAGAAGAAAAGCCAGGGAGGAGGGGAGAGGAGAAGAGGAGCGAAGGAUGUGAGGCCAGAGGACUGGAGAGGAAAGUCAGAGGAGGUAGAAAGGUCAAAGGUGAACCUCCCGUCACUCUUCAGGCCCGGACGCAGAGGCUUCGGGUAGAGGAGACUCCUCAACCCACAGACGAGGACAGCCGUGACUCGCUCACCUCCAGCUUCUCUCAGGGCUCCUCCCCGAGUCUGUACCUCUGUCCCGCAGACAGAGACGAGUCGGGACAUUGUCCACCGUCUCCAUGUCCACCAUAGACACGGCGCGGCUGAUCCGGGCCUUCGGCGCCCACCGAGUCCAGCACCUGAAAACGAACUCCAGCCUCAGUAAACUGUACAGCACCAUCAGCAAGCAGAAGGAGGGGAGGGAACAGAGGGGAGGAGGAAACAAAGAGACACCUCACAUCAUCACACUGUCAGAGACCACCGGCACUGAUGAGUCCACAGUUUCUGCUGAUACUUCAACGUCAACCAGCACUUACACCCUCCCGCCACACCGCGGCCCUCCAGGACUCUGGCAGUCAAGAAGAAUGUUAAACUGGUCA
Messenger RNA from Anoplopoma fimbria (sablefish), 6122 nucleotides. It is a transcript of the gene alms1, whose product is annotated as ALMS1 centrosome and basal body associated protein. The record is from RefSeq and is a predicted model, not a curated record. Gene Ontology annotation, cellular component: centriole; cytosol; centrosome. Lineage: Eukaryota; Metazoa; Chordata; Actinopteri; Perciformes; Anoplopomatidae. Gene Ontology annotation, biological process: regulation of centriole replication. The coding region runs from base 1 to 5835 and encodes 1944 amino acids. The transcript has 12 exons.